This is a messenger RNA of Penicillium cataractarum, 882 nucleotides long. Its product is annotated as DUF3632 domain-containing protein. The transcript has 3 exons. The record is from RefSeq and is a predicted model, not a curated record. Lineage: Eukaryota; Fungi; Ascomycota; Eurotiomycetes; Eurotiales; Aspergillaceae. The coding region runs from base 1 to 882 and encodes 293 amino acids.
AUGGCAUCACAUAUCGCGGAUGAAAAACUCGAUCUCGAGCGUGUUAGAGCGGCAGAAGAGCUAAAACCGUUCGAAGAGAAGCUGUUCAGCAUUUUGCAGGACUUGCUACAACCAGGCCCAGUAAUCGAAGCUGCCGACGCAGCUGCAAAGAUAAAUGACCUCUUUCCAUCAAAUGAGGAAGAUACUGAAGCUCCGGUCGAGGAGAACAGUCCUACAGCGGAUCCUGAUGCCUUCUUGUGGUCCUUGUGGGGGUUGAUUAUUCAGGUCAUGAGAUUAGUUCCUCCUCAACACCCGGGUCAAAUACGCAUGAUUUCUUUUAUGAAAUCCCUGGGAAAGAUUCCGGCGAGAACGCUUGACAUAUGGGGCAGCGAGCAGAAGCUUUGGUCAGACUUUCCUAUUCUCCGCCCCUGCUUGAGGGACCAUCUGGAGUAUAUCGGAGAGCCAGAUCCCGAUGGAAUCUCAGAGUGGAUCAACCAAAACUCCUUCAUGGCCAGAAUCGUGGGCAAAGAACUGCUCAGCUGGGAUACUUUGAUCAUCUGGAUGCUAAGAGAUGCAUUGGAAGAUGAUAUUCCCCAGGAGCAAAUCGUUCGAGACUGUUACAUCUCCGUGGUGAACGAAUGGAUUACGCAUGCCGGACAGACAAUCUAUAGGCAGCUCAGCGAGAAAGAGUUGAGCGAACAGCAAAAGCGCGUGACUAAAGGCGGCAAGUUGUAUCAAGGCAAAGCCGGGUUAUGCGCUGAGAGAUGGGAAUUCUGGAAACAACGACUGGCUGAGAUCAGUAAUCUUGUGUCGAAGGAGUUACAACCGGUGGCAUGGGCUGCGGCAGACAGGAUGGGACAGAUUGAAGAACUGGCUCAGAUCGAAAAGGAGAUGCGCGAGUAA